UGUCAAUUCAACAAAUUUCAAUCAACUUCGCAAGCAUUAUUUUAUUUCCUUUAAUGUUAUUUCUUGAGAUGAGAAUAAAUUUACGUAAAAAGUAGUCUAACAUUCUCAUAAAUCAACAAAACAUCUUGAAACAAUGGCCAAAGAAAGCAAUAUGUCGUUGUUUCAUGAUGUAUUGGAGCCGUUUAGAAGAGUAAUAAAUACUGAUCCGCCAAAAGACAAGUUAUCGGCGUCUUCAAAAUUAAAUUUAUCUAAUAGUGAUGUUUCCAUUAAAGAAAGUCUAUCUAACCUAUUAUCAACUAAACGAAAAUCUAGUAUGGAUACAUCUGAAUUGUUAACACCAGAGAAACGUCCUCGCACAGAGUCUACAUCGACCAAUUCACCGGUACCACCUUCACCAUGGGAGGCUAAGAAAAUGAAAAUAGAUUUAAUUGCUGCCAAAGCUCAGAUUACUAAGUUGGAAGCUCGUGUCAAUCAUCAACACUCAAUACGAAAGGAAAUGCAAAUAUUGUUUGAAGAGGAAAAAGCAUCAUUGAUGGAUCAGCACAAAAGAGAUGAGAAAGCAUUAGCUGAUAUGGAGGAAAGAUUACAAGUGAUACGUAGAAGAGAACAGGAAUUAAGAGAAGAUCAUACUGCUGCUGUAAAGGAAAACAUGGAGAACAAAACAAAAUGGGACAAAGAAAGGUUGGAACUACAGAAGCAGAUAGCAGAUCUUAAAGACAAAUUGUUGGAGGCUAAUGUUAGCAGCAGGAAUCAGGUCUCGGAGAUGAAGAAGGACAUGAAUGAACUGCUACAGGCUUUAGAGGGUGCACAAUCUGAAGUAGAAUUGCUAAAGAAGGAAGUCGCUCGACAGACCAGUCGGGCAGAACAAUGUAUUGCUUUGAAGACACAGUUGGAUAAGCAAACAUUUGAGUUGCAACAAGUUAAUAGUAAAUUGAAGGAUUUGGAGUAUGAGAGAGAUUGUUACAAAGACUGGCAACAACAUGCAAAGACUGCACAAAAACGUCUCAGUACAAUGGCUGAUUUAGAAAAAGAAGUAGUUAGAUUGAGAGCUGCUGAACGCACACUACGAGAUGCGGUCUGUAAUAAGUUACUGCUAGAAGAACAAGUGAAUGUGCUCACCGCAAAAGUGGAGGCGCUGCAGCCAGUACAGCAAGAGUUACAUGAGGCAAAGGUGAAAGUGGCACUGCUAGAGUCGUCUUUAGAGGAGUGGAUGAGUGCUGCGAAGGCGCACGGCGUUGAAACUGCUCGCGCGCUCAGCGCUGCGCUCGAGUCAGCGUUCGCGGGCCAGCUCACCGCUGUUGUUAACUGUUCUGAAGCAAAAACACAAAUGGCACAACUCACUGAGGAAGUGGCAACAUUGAAGUUUGAGCGCGACAAGGCGACGACGAAGCUCAACGAUAUAAUGUCAGUGCGCAAGAGCCAGGAGAGUCUCAUACACAGGCUGCAGAAGCGAUUGCUUCUCGUCACGAGGGAAAGAGAUAGUUAUAGACAACAGUUGGAUUGCUACGAGAAGGAGCUGACGGUGACGCUGUGCGGGGAGAGCGGCGCUGGGAGCGCGGCGCUGCUCUCCGCUCGUGUGGAACAGCUGGAGAAGUCUCUGCAGGGUUACCGGGACCUGCUCGCAACCCACGACCAGGAGGCGCAUGCUAAACUUGUGGAAAGCUUGCGUGCGGAGGCGAGCAAGUACCGCGAGGAGGCGGAGUCGUCGCGGCGGGAGGCGGGCAAGUUGCGUGCGCAGCGCGACCAGCUGCAGGCCCACCUCGACCGCCUCGUACAGACACCGCAACCAACUACUAAAAUCCUUCAUCUUGUUGAUAACCCCGCAGCUGCUGCGCAUAAGCAGAUGCAACUUGAUAUGGAGUCUGCGCAAGAAGAGAUUAAAAGGUUAAAAGCGGCGCUCCGUGAAGGUGGUUCGGACGUGUGUCCCGAAGAAAUGCAACAACUGAAGCAACAGCUAGAAAACAGUCGAAUAAAACUGAAGAGAAUGAAGGAGGAGUUCACAUCGUCGGCCCAGGAAUAUAGAGAUGUGGUUUAUAUGCUACUAGGCUACAAAAUAGAUAGGACAGGACAUAAGAAUUAUAGAAUAUCAAACAUGUAUGCGGAGUCAGCGGAGGAAUAUCUUACAUUCACACUUUGUGAUGAUGGUAUAGAAAUGGUUCAUACAGAAUACUCGGCUUCACUAAAUGAGUUGGUGGAACUACAUCUGCAUCAUCACAGAUCUAUACCGCUGUUCCUCAGUGCGCUAACUAUGGAACUGUUCACACGUACCACCAUGCAGCAAGAUAUACAGUGAAUAAAGUGUUAAUUAAGUUAUAUGGUGUUCUAAAGUGUCAAAAAUUGUUGCAAAAUUAAUGGUGGUGUUGUAUCUGAAAAACUCAAGUUAUAUUCAUAAGGUACUCUCUUAAACUAUUUAGAAGAUACGUACAUUUUUUUAUUACGAUAUUUGGUAUUAAAUGUAAUAAUUAAGGUCAUUCUUCCGUACUUUGUAUUAAAAUAGCUUUUAUGGUGCAACAAAUUGUGCACAACUAUAAUAGUUAAAUAUGUAGAAAAAACUAUUAGAUAGAUAAAAUAGUUUUACAAGUCUUUUAUUUUAAAGCGAGAAUGAAUUUGUAUCUCAACUUAUGGGUUGUGGAAAAUUUCUGUUGAAUAAAUGCAACACUUUAAAAUAACUUUCAUUAGUUGAUGGGUUGCACAAGCAAGGUGUUGACUUAUUUUAUGCACCUCCUUGUCUAUUUGUAUGUCCUAAUAAAAAUAUAGUUUGUCAUAACCUAAAAAUAUUUUUUGCAUUUACAUUUUAUAGAUAUUAUACAAUAUUUUUGUGUAAGACAUCACUUUUUGUAAAUACCAAAAGUUGUUCCUCCUUUACUUUCGAUAUGCAAUCUUAAAGUAAAUUGUAAUGUAUAUUUUGUGUUUAUAAAUCCAGUGAAGUUAUUUCUGUGAGAGCAAAUGUAUCUUUGUCACUGAAAUAAUUUCUUAGGUGGCAAUUUUGAUAAUAGCAAAACGUUUUAUAGCUCCGUAAACAGGCGUAGGACAGCUAAUUAGCUAUUAUUAUUUUUAAUUUGAAACUUGUGAUUAAAGUUGAAUCCUAUUCCACUUAAUAAUAACUUCAUUUUAAUACCUGGAAAAGAUUUAAAUGUCUUUUGUUUAUUUUUUGUAAUCAAGAAUCUGUACUCUUUCUAUUUUUAUACUUUAUAGAUGUUAAAUGAAUAUGUUAUAAAAUUUUGUACAACAAAGGAUUGUAGAAAAGCUUCCAACAAAAAUAGAAAAGGACAUAAAAUAAAAUUGAUUGGGCCUUUAUACUUAUAUCGCUGGACGAAAUUACUAAAUUAUUUUCACUUACAAUAUUGUCCAAGUCUAGUAAGUCUCUAGUUAGACUAAGCUAAACUACACCGUAAUAUUUUUGUUUCAAUAAUAUAUUUGAUUAAUGUAAAAUGUAAAUAUAGAACUUUAAAAACUUAAGAAGCUAUUUUUAAAUUUCAACUGUUGAGGUGGUAAUUUGACUAAUUAAAGAAGAAAACCUGUAAGAGAUGUUCACAUAUCUUUUAAAAUGCGCCGAAAUAAGAAUUAAUGUAA
Messenger RNA from Papilio xuthus (Asian swallowtail), 3573 nucleotides. RefSeq names its product Mitotic arrest-deficient 1 (gene Mad1). Bases 134 to 2293 code for a protein of 719 amino acids. Gene Ontology annotation, cellular component: kinetochore; nuclear envelope; mitotic spindle. Lineage: Eukaryota; Metazoa; Arthropoda; Insecta; Lepidoptera; Papilionidae. Gene Ontology annotation, biological process: attachment of mitotic spindle microtubules to kinetochore; mitotic spindle assembly checkpoint signaling. The transcript has 14 exons. The record is from RefSeq and is a predicted model, not a curated record.